Messenger RNA from Sorghum bicolor (sorghum), 1910 nucleotides. RefSeq names its product probable glucuronosyltransferase Os01g0926700. The record is from RefSeq and is a predicted model, not a curated record. The transcript is spliced from 4 exons. The coding region runs from base 398 to 1645 and encodes 415 amino acids. Lineage: Eukaryota; Viridiplantae; Streptophyta; Magnoliopsida; Poales; Poaceae. Gene Ontology annotation, biological process: glucuronoxylan biosynthetic process; plant-type secondary cell wall biogenesis. Gene Ontology annotation, molecular function: glycosyltransferase activity.
UGGAAAUUUUCAAGGAGGAAGAAGGGAAAGCCACCGCUCACCAUCACCCUCCACCACCAAACACACGCAGCUAGCUUGGUAGGAGGGGGAAAAAGGCCUCCCCUUUGGCUUGCCUGCGAGUGGGAUCUCUUCUUCCUCCCCCACCGCCCGUCCCUGCCCUCUUCCGCCGACAGCGAGCGAGUACGCGACGCAUAGCAAGCGGCAGCCACACCGCCGCCGCCUCCAGGCUGCCAACACAUCCCUGCCAUCCCUUUUGACCCUGAGGAUCCCAUCCCACUAGCUUCCUACUACUACUACUACUACUACUUCCCCCAUCCUCUCGAUCUCUCUCCCCGUUCCCCUGACAAGCCGAGCGUCAAGUGGCAGGGAGGGAACGCGGCGGCGCGGGUGAGGAUCAAUGGGGACGGGGAGCGUGCGGGCGCUGGCCCUGGCGCUCGCCGUGUUUCUCGCCUGCUCCGGCAUCGCCGUCGUCACGGCGCAGGAGACCGAGCGGAUCGAAGGAAGCGCUGGUGAUGUGUUGGAAGAUAACCCUGUUGGGAGACUCAAGGUCUAUGUCUAUGAUCUCCCCAGCAAAUACAACAAGAAGCUGCUGAAGAAGGAUCCUAGGUGCCUGAACCACAUGUUUGCCGCUGAGAUCUUCAUGCACCGGUUCCUGUUGUCAAGCGCUGUCCGAACUUUUAAUCCUGAGGAAGCAGAUUGGUUCUACACACCCGUAUACACAACUUGCGAUCUGACCCCUAAGGGUCUUCCCUUGCCUUUCAAGUCUCCUCGAAUGAUGCGUAGCGCAAUCCAGCUGAUUGCUACAAAUUGGCCUUACUGGAAUAGAUCAGAGGGCGCUGAUCAUUUCUUUGUCACGCCCCAUGACUUUGGUGCUUGCUUUCAUUAUCAGGAAGAGAAAGCAAUCGGACGGGGAAUCCUUCCCUUGCUUCAGCGUGCUACGCUGGUUCAGACCUUUGGACAGAAGAACCAUGUCUGCCUGAAGGAUGGGUCCAUCACCAUCCCGCCAUAUGCGCCUCCUCAGAAAAUGCAGACUCACCUUAUCCCUGCCGACACCCCUCGAUCCAUCUUUGUGUACUUCCGAGGUCUGUUCUAUGACACUGGCAAUGAUCCUGAGGGCGGUUACUAUGCAAGAGGUGCUCGUGCGUCAGUCUGGGAGAACUUCAAGAACAACCCGCUCUUUGACAUCUCGACCGAUCACCCACCAACAUACUAUGAAGACAUGCAGCGCUCAGUGUUCUGCCUCUGCCCAUUGGGCUGGGCACCAUGGAGUCCCAGGCUAGUGGAAGCCGUGGUCUUUGGCUGCAUCCCAGUGAUCAUCGCAGAUGACAUUGUCCUUCCCUUUGCGGACGCCAUCCCAUGGGAGGAGAUCGGCGUUUUUGUUGCUGAGGAGGAUGUCCCGCAGCUGGACAGCAUCCUGACAUCCAUUCCCACAGAUGUUGUACUGAGGAAGCAACGGCUCCUUGCGAACCCAUCGAUGAAGCAGGCCAUGUUGUUCCCCCAGCCUGCUCAGCCAGGAGAUGCAUUCCACCAGAUUCUUAAUGGUCUCGCGCGCAAGCUCCCUCACGGCAGCAAUGUUUUCCUGAAGCCCGGCGAGAGGGUCCUGAACUGGACCGCUGGACCACCAGGCGACCUGAAGCCUUGGUAGCAUCUUGUGGAACUGAGAUGGAUGUGACCUUCUUUGGAAAGGAAAUAUCGAGAACAUGAUAUAUAUACCUGUGCCUUUGAAUUAUCAUGGGUGCACAUAGUGCUGACCACAAGCCAAAUGUACAUUUUCUGUAUGUUUUUUCUUCUAUAACUGUUAUUAUAUAUAUCUUCAUUUCUUUUUUCCCCUUUCUAGAUAUAAGAGUGCCAAGCCCUGUCGACCAUAUGUGGAUAUAUCAUAAAUUAAAUUUACAAGAUUGUGCUACUCA